Esox lucius (northern pike) is the source of this 5395-nucleotide messenger RNA. It is a transcript of the gene ddhd1b, whose product is annotated as DDHD domain containing 1b. Gene Ontology annotation, molecular function: metal ion binding; glycerophospholipase activity. The transcript has 13 exons. The coding region runs from base 345 to 2975 and encodes 876 amino acids. Lineage: Eukaryota; Metazoa; Chordata; Actinopteri; Esociformes; Esocidae. Gene Ontology annotation, cellular component: cytoplasm. The record is from RefSeq and is a predicted model, not a curated record.
GCACGUAACCUAACAGUGUAAUUUUUUAUUUUUUUGUUUCAAAUAGACUGGCGAAUAUAAUAGGUAAAAGGUAGACUAUUGACAGGGACAACAUUUUUCUCGACAUUAAUAAUUUCAAGAAGUCUCAAUUUCGGUAGUUUUUUUCUGACAGUGUGGAUGAACCGGCGUAGCUGGUGGCAUUUGCGGUAAACAAUAAGGUUUGGAAACCGUUUAUCAUGGACCUGUGACAGUAAAUAAUAGAUUUGAUUUAAACAAGAGCACAGUAACAAAUAAGGUUGGAUCGUGAGCUAUUGGCCUAUCGAGUUUUAGGCAAUAAGAGUUAGGCUAUAAUUGUAUUUGUAGUCAUGAGCAGUUUUAAGGACAUUAAAUCGUCCCGUCAGCCGAGCUCGGAUAAUAAUUCCGUGAGCAGCAAUGACUGGGAUAUGGCCAAUGAUGUGUUUGUGUCCUGUUAUGAAGAACCGAUGGGGGAGACUAUACACCGGGAGAUGGACUCGGUCCAGUCCGGCUUGGAGCAUCUUCCUCCGCUGCUGCUAGGCGAUCACCGAUUAUCCCAGGACGGCAUGAUAUUGGGCCUUGUGGAAGAAGCAUACUCUGGCUAUCACUCUCUACCCGACUCGGGGACCGGCUAUUUGGACAUCACAAACGACCUGAACUAUACUGAAAGUGAUGGGAAUGUGUCUACAAAGAAGCGGAAUCGCUCGAACAGUUCCAGGCACCGCGGAGAGGUGGUCACAGAGCUGGGACCCGAGGAAGUGCGUUGGUUUUACAAGGAGGACAAAAAAACCUGGAAGCCAUUUGUUGGACAUGACUCUUUAAAAAUUGAAGUAAUUUAUCGCAAAUUAUGUAAACUAAAUCCCUGCAAGGUCAAAAGCCGAAGUCCCACCAUCGAACCAGCGCAAGGCAGUGGGUCAGCCACGGUGGCGGAUCCCCUCCCUGAGGACGCAGCUGAGAGGACAGCUAUUCAAGCGGAGCUGACCGCAGUGCACUCGGAGGGUGGAGGGAAAAGAGGAUCGGAGACCGAUGAAAUCGACAUGGAUUCCACAAGUGUCAACGUUGAGGCUGUUUGUGUCAGAGGGGGUCUCUAUGAAGUGGACGUUAAAGAGAAAGAAUGUUACCCAGUCUACUGGAACCAGCAGGACCGUAUCCCUGUGAUGAGGGGCCAGUGGUUCAUUGACGGCACGUGGCUCCCCCUGGAAGAGGACGAGAGUGACGAAAUCGAGCUGGAGCACCUGGCUCGUUUCCGUGGCCACCAGAUGAGGGAGACCUAUGAGAUGGCUACUGAAAUGGUGACCACCACAGUGGACAGCAAGGAUGCAAUUCACAGUCUGAAGCUAAGCCGAAGCCAUGUGGACUGGCACAGUGUGGACGAGGUCUAUCUCUACAGUGACGCCACCACCUCCAAGAUCGCACGCACGGUCACCCAGAGACUGGGCUUUUCCAAAGCUGGUAGCAGUGGGACACGUCUCCAUCGGGGCUAUGUGGAAGAGGCGGCACCUGAAGAUACACCACCUGAAACAACCCACAUCGUCUUUGUGGUGCACGGGAUUGGCCAGAAGAUGGAUCAGGGCCGAAUCAUCAGGAACACAAGCAUGAUGAGGGAUGCUGCUAGGAAAAUGGAGGAGAAGCAUUUCUCUGAUCGUUCCACAGAGCACGUGGAGUUCCUUCCCGUGGAAUGGAGGUCUAAACUGUGCCUGGAUGGAGACACGGUGGACUCUAUCACUCCAGACAAAGUUAGAGGGCUUAGGGACAUGCUCAACAGCAGUGCCAUGGAUAUCAUGUACUACACCAGCCCUCUGUACAGAGAUGAGAUCACGAAGGGCUUGACUCAAGAGCUGAAUCGUCUCUACACCCUCUUCUGCAAGAGGAACCCUGAGUUUGAGGAGAGCGGCAAGGUCUCCAUUGUGUCCCACUCCCUGGGCUGCGUCAUCACCUUCGACAUCAUGACGGGCUGGGACCCGGUACGCUUCCACCACAGAGAACCCGAUGCAGAAGAACUUCACGAGUGCUGGUUGAGCUACCAGGAGCGGCAGCUACAAGAGGAGCUGAGACUCACACGGCUCAGGUUACGGGAUUUGGAAAGUCAGUUUGCCGCUAUGCAAUCCCCAUCAUCUGAAUGCUUUUCUUCUGCCUUGAAAUUUAAGGUGGAGAACUUCUUCUGCAUGGGUUCUCCCCUGGCUGUGUUCUUGGCAUUGCGAGGGAUCCGGCCAGGGAACAAUGUGACCCAGGAUCACAUCCUGCCCAAAUCCAUCUGCCAACGUCUCUUCAACAUAUUUCAUCCCACCGACCCAGUGGCAUACCGAUUGGAGCCUCUGAUCUUAAAAAACUACAGUAACAUUUCACCUGUCCAAAUACACUGGUAUAACACAAGUAGUCCGACUCCAUAUGACCAGAUCCGUCCCACGCUUCUCAACCCGGCACUGAAGGAGAGUGCUUCUGUCUCAGACACAGAGAGCCUCCCCAGCCCCUGUACCUCCCCCCCCCAGACCCGAAGACACUACGGAGAGUCCAUCACUAACCUGGGUAAAGCCAGCAUCAUGGGCGCCGCAAGUCUUGGAAAAGGCAUUGGCGGGAUCUUCUUCUCCCGCUUCUCUCGCUCCAGUGGUCAGGUGGGCAGUGUGGAGGAGGAGCCUUCUGACUCUGAGGGCGGAGCCUUGGAGGUGGAUAAUGCCAUGUCGGGGGAGGAGGCUGUUUCUGCUGAGUUAGAGGAGAAGUUACCAGUAGUCCAAGAGACGAGGGAGAUCGAGCCCUCCAUGUCUAGAUCCACGUCGGCUGUCCUGGACAACGCCACAUUGGAGUUGGAGAGGCGUAUUGACUUCGAGCUGCGGGAGGGUAUGGUGGAGAGCCGCUAUUGGUCGGCGGUGACCUCGCACACAGCUUAUUGGUGUUCACAUGACGUGGCGCUGUUUCUUCUCACUUUCAUGUACAGACGAGAGUGUCCCACUCAGCAGUCUGAGGAUAACCCUGAGUUAUCGUAGCCCACAGCCAACACAAACACACAUCGAAUUAAUUAAUGUAUAGGGAAAUCAAAAUGUAUUCUCCUUUAAAAUCCUAUUUUUACUAAUCCUGCCCUCACAGUAACACUAACCUUAACCUCAAUUACCUUAACCCUAAACCUAAUCAUUAACCCUUAACAUCAGUUUUACCAUGAAACUAUCACUUAGGCCAAAAAAUAUGGAGACAGGGAAAAUGUACCUGGUUUACCGCAGUUUGGGAACAUUUGUAUGAUGAAACCUGCUCACACAGACACACACGUGAUCUAGAGUGAGGAGACAUAGCUGUGAUUCAGUGACCACAUUAUAGCCUGUGGUCUGCCUAUGGUCAGUCUUUGGUCAGCCUGUGGUCAUCUUGUCAGAGACCCUUCCCUUUACCCUAUGAUCCUAAUGUUGACUGUUCCUCUAAUGGUCACAAUGCUGACAAUUCAUCCACCCUGUGGGUUAAAUGAAGACUGUAUUCCCUCCUAAGCACCUACCAACCUGAUAAAAGACUGUUUCCUGUGAUCUUCAGUGACGACUGGUUCUCUGGGCAAAUCUUUAGGUGUCCAUCCUCUUGGAAUCUACAGCAACACAGCCUCGACUUGAUCUGUCACUCCUGAAAAUGUAGCCAUGGCUAAAGCCUAAACUCAACUCUAAGCAUCAACCCUCAUUCAGAUGCUUUGCUUGUAGAGUUACAUUAAAAUCCAUCCCUUUACGGUCGGAAUACCUACAGAGAAGAUGCUACAACCGCCAUUGUUUUGUUUGUUUGUGUUUGACCAGGCUAGGGUUAAAGCCCUAAUAUGGGUGAAACUGGACUGGAGCAUACAGUAGACCAAAUAGGAUGCAGCCCUAAAGACUAAAGUAUAAUUCACAGUCCACAGACAGAGACGUGUUUGUCCGGUAUCCCCUUUUUAACAUUGCUACGCUGCUCUGAGAUCACGUCAGCAAAGGAUGCACGGGCUCUGCUGUGAGGGGUUGCCAGAUUGCUAUAUGUUCCCGUGUUUACACAGACUGAUUAAUCGCAAGGUUUCCAUGAAGGAUGACGGAAUUAUAUAAAUGUUGAAUGCACAAUUUAAGAGAUGUUGCCAAAUGCCGUUUUUGUUGAUCUCUGCUAACUUAGUGGCGGGUGCUGUUUUUUGUGUGAAACAUCCAUCGGGAGAACACACAUCUUGGUUCCUCUGUAAACGGUCUCGAUCGAAUAGAGCACUGCUAGAUCCAUUUGUACUAAUAACACAGACAUGUCGCACAUAUUCAGGAACGUGAUAUUUUUCGGCACUUUCUAGUCAGGCAACUGACAAAGACAGAAACAUAUCAGUAAAAGAAGAAACGUGCAUGAAGUACCCAUGCAAAAUGUUUAAUGCAUAUCCGCCUAACGAAACAGUUUCAAUGGCGAGGCCUGGAGAAUACGCUGUACUUAUUUUUCUAACACCUUAUUUCAAUCAAUAACGAUCCGGGUCAAAAGGAAAACAAAGCAUGAUAUUCAGGAUGUCUAGACAGGGAGGAAUAUGCUUUCAGUAAUAAUGUAUUGCUAUUAAUCCGGAGUUGCGGCAUGCAGACUCAUUGGAAGCCAUAGGAGGGUUUCUUUGUGAUUGUUUAUUAAAAUAAAUAUAACACUAUUACCAUCAUAACUCAAAUCAGAUCUCUCUGCAAUAGGAUGUCUUUGGUUUUUGUGUCAACAUGAACUUUUUUUUUACCCAGUACGUGUUGUCAGAGAAUUACUUUUGGUGUUUUUGUGAAUAUUUGAUAUUUAAGUUCUCAACGUGUUUCAGUGUCAUCCGGAGUCAUAGAAAUGUCAUCCCCUAAUGUAUGGUGGUGUGUAACUUGGCCAAUGCAGUACUGCUCAGCUUGUUUCAGUUUGGCUCAGUAGUUUAAUAUGGGUAUUGAGUGGCCUGUUACCCUUGUUUACAUGUCAUUGUUACACACAAACCUAACACGCUGACAACCUCCUCCGCUUCUCAUGAUACAACUUACCUAUUGAUGUGCCAUGAGGUGUUCCACUGAUAUAUGUGUAUAUGCUUAAUUUUGCAUAGAGUUAUGAUUCCAGGCAAAAUUAAAUACUGAACGCAAAGGAAAUUGAAUUGUGGUUAAUUGUGUUGUGGUUAGUCCGCACUUCAGCUGUAUUACCCUUUACUAGCACUAGAGGACUCCCUUUCUGUCAUGUCUCCACCUAGCCCGUUCUACUGUCAUGCUCGUUGUGUUGUCUUUUCGAAGUAAUGACGUGGUGCUUAUAAACCUUGGUAAACGAUUUGUUUUACAUUAAAAUAGAUAUCGACAGCUGUCUGACUGUGGUAUCCUCAUUCAACUUUACCUUUGAGAAGAAAGAAUAGGGAACUUUAAAAAGUAGUUUAAUGACAAAAUGCGUUUUUACAGUAGUUAAUUGAAAUAGUUGUAGGUUUUGCAUAAAAUGCAUGGUUAAAGCAUUU